Vanderwaltozyma polyspora DSM 70294 is the source of this 1248-nucleotide messenger RNA. RefSeq names its product ZZ-type zinc finger protein. The transcript has a single exon. NCBI's taxonomy places the organism in Eukaryota, Fungi, Ascomycota, Saccharomycetes, Saccharomycetales, Saccharomycetaceae. Gene Ontology annotation, molecular function: K63-linked polyubiquitin modification-dependent protein binding; zinc ion binding; protein kinase C binding. Gene Ontology annotation, biological process: aggrephagy; endosome organization; mitophagy. Gene Ontology annotation, cellular component: amphisome; aggresome. Bases 1 to 1248 code for a protein of 415 amino acids. The record is from RefSeq and is a predicted model, not a curated record.
AUGGAUUCCUGUAAAUUUUACAUUAACUACAAUGGUCAAUCCAUUGACUUUGAAAAUUUUGUUCACCGUAUGGACUUAAAAUACUUGGACAGAUUGAUGAAAAUGUACUUAGGUGCUAACACUGGUUUAAGAAAUAAAGAGAUCAGAUACACUACUAGACCAGCUGGUUCAUCAUUCCAAACUUUUUCAGCUGAAAACACCAAACCAAUUCACUCCGAUGUCGAUGUUAAACAAUUUGGUAUCAGUGCUGCCGAUAGCUCUCUAGAGGGUGUUAUCGUUGUCACUGACAAGACCAGCUCUUUCCAAACAUCUAACUUCAACACUACUGCCAGUGUUGCUUCCAACAACGAUGAUGUUACAUUAUCUUUAGGUCAAUGGACUGAAUUGACCAACUGUAUCAAGAAACUUGAAACUGUUGUCAACGUCAAAUGUCCUCAAUCUUCCGCUAGACAAACAAGAGUCAACAACAUGACCCACAAGAACGUUAAGUGCAAUGGUUGUGUCUCCAAGAACUCUAACCAUAAUGAUAUCAGAGGUUACCGUUACAAAUGUGUUGUUUGCCCAGAAUUCAACUUAUGUGACCAAUGUGAAUCUCAAAACUUUGAAAUGUUCAACCAUUCUUCCGCUCACAAUAUGAUUAAGUUCAAGAACUCUGAAUUGCAAACUUCCAAUGCGAGCUACAUAAAUGCCACUCAAAACCUUAGCAGUGGCCAACUUAGCAAUCCCCAACUUAGCAAUGGCCAACUUAGCAAUUCCUCAAACCCAGAAUUUUUAAAUGCUAUUAAAGUUUCAGUAAAACAAACUGACUUCAAUUAUGCUUUCAAAGUCGAGAAUGGUAAAAAGGCAUUACCAGGUAACUUAACACUAGAAGUUCAAUGGAAUCAAAACGUUAAGAGUGUUAUUGAAUUAGGUGAAUCUAGUUUGUUGUCAAAUGAUAAUAAAAUUAUUAAAUACAAUAAUUUCGUCAAUCAAAGCACACGCCCAUUCUGGAAGCCAGUUAUUCAACAAGUUAGACUAAUGACUAAAGAAUCUAAACCAUUGUAUUCGGGUAAGAACACCAACGACUACAAUGGUGAAAUAAUGUUAUACCCAUCUCAACUAUCACAAGUCAAUUUGGAACAAAUGCAAAGACAAUUCAACUCUCUUUCAGUUACUGAAAAUGAUGUAAUUAGUACUGCUACCAAUACUAACAUCAGCAGAGACAACGAUUGGGAAGAAUUGGAUUUAUUAAGUGAAGAUGAAUAUUAA